Messenger RNA from Pangasianodon hypophthalmus (striped catfish), 3086 nucleotides. It is a transcript of the gene pnx, whose product is annotated as posterior neuron-specific homeobox. The record is from RefSeq and is a predicted model, not a curated record. Gene Ontology annotation, molecular function: DNA-binding transcription factor activity, RNA polymerase II-specific; RNA polymerase II cis-regulatory region sequence-specific DNA binding. Gene Ontology annotation, cellular component: nucleus. Lineage: Eukaryota; Metazoa; Chordata; Actinopteri; Siluriformes; Pangasiidae. Gene Ontology annotation, biological process: cell differentiation; regulation of transcription by RNA polymerase II.
CAGUCACUUGCAAAUAACGACAAGGGUCGUAACAAAAAAACUACACGCUCUUUAAGAAAAGGGGCACAUUUUAACCAGAUGCGGGGUAAUAAACGGCUGGGGCAGUGUUACCCUGCUGAGAAGUGAGCAUUUGCAUGUUAAAGUAUGAGAGAUGUGUGUGUUGAGAGGGGGGAGGGCUGUUUAUAAUAAUGACAAGAGGGUUUAUGCAUUCGGGAAGCAGGGGUUUGGGUUUGGGAUUUGUCCAAGUCUAGUCUUUUAAAAUGUUAAUUUUAUACACGCGCGAGACUCGUGUGUUCCGCCAGUAUAAAUGCGCGAGGAUUGGUCAACUUGAAAAGGGCGAGGCAAGCACGGCUUCUCUGUCACUCCUCACUUCAGCCUUGAGGUCUGACAUUUCCCGAGUUAGUGACUGCAAGUGUCCGUGAAUAUGCAGCAAGAAACCAGAAAACCUCAGCGGAUUUCUUCUUUUUCCAUCGCCGACAUCCUGGAUCCCUCAAAGUUCACAGGAAGGCAACGGGAUGCGCAAAGCGACAAACUUUCCGACUACAGGAACAAGAGAAGCUGCGACGAAUUAUCAGGUGAUGAAAGUGCUGAGGGGUCAGAUGAAGUUUCACCAGCUUCAGAAGCGAAGGAGAGCCCUCAUAUCAGAGGUAAAGCUAAAAUCAAGGGGCGGCGUAUGCGCACGGCGUUCACUCUGGAGCAGCUGCACGUGCUCGAGCGCAGCUUCCAGAGCAGCCACUAUCUGUAGAGCAGCUUCCAGAGCAGCCACUAUCUGUCCGUGUUUGAGCGCCACGUCAUCGCCAAGGCUCUGGAGCUGUCCGAGACACAGGUUAAGAUCUGGUUUCAGAACAGACGCACCAAGUGGAAGAAGGAGCAAGAGGGACGAGAGCUGGAGGAGCUAUACCAGUGCACCACAAUAGCACCGGUGGUUGUACCGACCACGCUGCCACUCGGUACCACCUCCUGCAACAGGUCGAGUCCGCUGCAUUUCUACUCGGCACGGAACCUUCUGACCACUUAUCCCACACUUGCACUGCUCUGAGGCCAGAUUCGACUCACAAACGACUCGGUUCCUUUUCAUCGACUCUUUGAAUUGAUUUUUUUUUUAUUAUUUUUAAAAAAGACUGAAGUGAAACGAUUCAAAUCGGACAUUUUGGCAAUUUAUUUGCUCCUUUUCAUUUUAUUCUGAUUAUGUAUUUCAUUGUUCGCCAUGUUCUAGGCUAACACGCAAAAAAAACAUGGGUUUACAUGGUGUGUAUUAUUAGCAGUUAGCAUUCAAACUAGGCCUUAGGUCUUAGUUAGCAUUCAAACUAGGUCUAAGACAAGCGUAGUCUUAGCUAGGCUAGCUAAUAUUACACAAACAGGAGUUUCAGCUUAGGAAAAUAGCUAGUUCAGAAUAACAGCAGAAUACUGUAGUAGUCAAAGUAGAUGCAAUAUAGUGAAUGUGGGACACUUUUUGGUAAAUGUUCCUGGAGACUAUAGACCAGUAAAACUAUAGCAGUUCAUUUUAGGCCUCAUUGAAAUAAAACAGCCCCAUAACCCCUCAAAUAUAUGAUAACAUGGCCAUAUUCUUCACAAAAGCAUUUUGUUCAGGUAAUGUGGGACACCUGGGUUGAUAAAAUAGGACAAUCUAUUUUGCUGUGAAUAUAAAAUAUUUAAUGUCAGACCUAUCAAAUGUUCAACUAAACCAAGUGUUAUGGCAAUAAUUCAACUACAAAUAUGGCUGUUUAACCAGAACUUCCAAGAGAACUUGUGAUGACCUACAUAAUUGAAUUUUACCCGAAGUUUGAUGAUGAUCUGUGUUGUAAAUUGAACAUUUGCAUAGUUCAAUUUCCUUAGAAACAAAUCAGUAAAUAAGUCGUAACGCCAUGGGUAGUUUACUGAACGGGGAAAACAAAUUGACUAGCCUGAGCAAGCAAGGUUGCUUAAGGUCACCUUUCUUUACAGAAAGUUCAUAAUGUAAUCCAUGUAUUUAAAUGUAAAGUAAUUUUAAGUUUAAUUUAAGUAAAUUGUAUGAGUUUAAUUUGCAUAUUUAUGUCACUUUUUAAUUAAUGUUUAAAUAUUUUGCAAGGGAGUUUAUACAUUUUAUUUCUUUGUUUAAAAAAAAAAUUUAAAUGUAUAUUUUUGCAUUCAGAUGUUUAUUUCUCAUUUGCCAUCCAAGCUACUUUUAAAUGACAUGAUUAACAUCACUGCAUGUGUUUUUUAGCGUAUAUAUCCAGUGAAUAAAAUUUAAUAAAAUAAUAAAAACACUUUAGCCUAUGCACCUAUUUAGUUCUGAUAUUAAUAACAGAACCAUUUGUGAGACUAGACAGACAGAGACAGAGACAUGCACAUAUGGAGAGCAGAUCAUCAAGACAGACAGGAUAUCAAAUAGUUGAGCCAUUCCAGCACACAAAAUUUAAAAAAAAAUGUUUGAAAUGAUUCCAGGUGAAAACAGAGGGACCACAUCUGUCUGCAAUCUACCAUAUGGUUUGUAUUAACUUUGGAUGUCUUGUCAGCAACACUGAUAACUUAGAUAUGUUUUCAUGGUUGUGCAAAGAGUCAAUAAGUGGUUUGUAUAAUGCACUAUAUGGCCAGAAGUUUGUGGACACCUGACCAUCACACCCAUAUGUGCUUGUUGAAAGUCACAUUCCAGAUUUAGUCCCCCUUUGCUGUUAUAUUAAGCUCCGCUCUUCUGGGAAGGCUUUCCACUAGAUUUUGGAGUGUGGCUGUGUGCUCAUUCAGCCUCAGGAGCAUUAGUGAGGUCAGGGACUGAUGUCGGGUGUGGAGGCCUGGGGUGCAGUUAGCAUUCCAGUUCAUCCAAACGGUGUUCAUUGGGGUUGAGGUCAGGGAACUGUGCAGAACACUCAAGUUCUCCCACUCCAACCUUCUCAAACCAUGUCUUCAUGGAGCUCGCUUGGGGCAUUGUCAUGCUGGAACAGGUUUGGGCCUCUUUAGUUCCAGUGAAGGGAAACUGUAAUGCUACAGCAUACAAAGACAUUCUAUACAAUUGUGUGCUUCCAGGGAUGGUCAGGUGUCCACAAAUAUUUGUCCAUAUAGUGUAGGUUAGCUAAGACGUGUGUCUGAACUCAGUUACUACCCACUAAAUA